AUGGCGCACGCGGCGGAGGGGGAGAAACCACGGGAGGAGGAGCAGGAGCACGAGGAGGUGAUCAUCGUCGGGGCGGGCCCGUCGGGGCUGGCGGCCGCCGCGUGCCUGUCCCUGCGCGGGGUGCGGAACCUCGUCCUGGAGCGCGACGACUGCGUGGGGUCGCUGUGGCGGCACCGCACCUACGACCGCAUCCGCCUCCACCUCGCCAAGCAGCACUCGGCGCUGCCGCACGCGCCGCACGGCCCCGCGGCGCCGACCUACCUCCCGCGCGACGACUUCGUGCGCUACCUCGACGACUACGCCGCCCGCUUCGGCGUCCGCGUGCGGCUCCGCCGCGAGGUCCGCGAGGCCCGCUUCGACGAGGCGCGGGGCGCGUGGCUCGUCGAGGCCGUCGACCACGCCACGGGGCUGGUGGAGCGCUACGCCGCGAGGCACCUGGUGGCCGCCGCCGGGGAGAACGACGAGAAGGUGCUGCCGGAGGUGCCGGGGCUGGACGGCUUCCCCGGGAAGGUGAUGCACGCCUGCGAGUACCGGACGGGCAAGGGGAUGGAGGGGAAGGCGGUGCUCGUCGUCGGGUCCGGCAACUCCGGCAUGGAGAUCGCCUACGACCUCGCCGAGGCCGGCGCCGCCACCUCCAUCAUCGUCCGCAGCGAGCUUCACCUUGUGACCAAGGAGAUCUGGAACGUGGCGAUGACGCUAUACAGGUACCUGCCGCUGUGGCUGAUCGACCGGAUCGUGCUCUUCAUGUGCAGCGUCGUGUUCGGGGACACCUCCCGCUACGGCCUCCGCCGGCCCGCCAUUGGGCCCUUCUCCAUGAAGAUCCACACCCCAGCCUACCCUGUCGUCGACGUCGGCACCUACGCCAAGAUCAAGACCGGCGAGAUCCAGGUCCUGCCGGCGAUGAAGGCUGUGCACGGGAACGUCGUGGAGUUCGCCGACGGCAAGCGGCACCCGUUCGAUGCCAUCGUCUUCGCCACCGGCUACCGGAGCACAACCAAGAAGUGGCUCAAGAGUGACGAUGGGCUGAUCGGCGAGGACGGGAUGGCGCGGCGGAGCUUCCCGGAGCACUGGAAGGGGGAGAACGGCCUCUACUGCGCGGGGAUGGUGAGGAGGGGCCUCUACGGGAGCUGCGAGGACGCCGAGUCCAUAGCCGAGGACAUCAGCAAGAAGAAGAAGAAGCCACACCAAGCCUGA
Molecule: messenger RNA, 1194 nt
Organism: Triticum turgidum subsp. durum (durum wheat)
Lineage: Eukaryota; Viridiplantae; Streptophyta; Magnoliopsida; Poales; Poaceae
Source: the annotation of a GenBank genome assembly